CCGGUUCCGGUGGCUGCGGGGCUGGGUGGCGAGGGGGAGGCAGCAGGCGAAGGAGCGAGCGAGUCAGACACUCGGACCGGCGCAGACUCCGCCGUCCAGAGCCGCCGCCCGGGGACUGAGUCAGCAGGAGGGAGAAAAUGAAAGCAGGCUGCAGCAUUGUGGAUAAGCCAGAAGGAGCAGGAGGCUAUCACUUCCCAGAGUGGGCAUACAAAACUGAAUCAAGCCCCGGCUCCCGUCAGAUCCAGCUCUGGCACUUCAUCCUGGAGCUGCUGCAGAAGGAGGAGUUCCGCCAUGUCAUCGCCUGGCAGCAGGGCGAGUAUGGGGAGUUUGUGAUCAAGGAUCCAGAUGAAGUGGCGCGUCUGUGGGGCAGGAGGAAAUGCAAACCACAAAUGAACUACGAUAAGCUGAGCCGGGCCCUCAGAUAUUAUUACAACAAGAGGAUUCUUCACAAGACAAAAGGCAAAAGGUUUACCUACAAGUUCAACUUCAACAAGCUGGUGAUGCCCAACUAUCCAUUUAUUAACAUACGGCCCAAUGGUGUUGUCCCACAGAGUGCCCCACCCAUCCCCACCGCUUCGUCCCGUUUCCAUUUCCCACCCUUGGACAGCCACUCUCCCACCGAGGACGCCCAGCCCAGCCAGUUCUCUGGUGGGUCCCUGGGGCCAUCCACCCAGGAGUCUCUGAAUGACAGCGGUGACAGGAAGCCUGACGUGCCGGAGUUGGAGGAUGUCUCUUCAGACUGGCGGCGUGGCGUGGAUCUCAUGGCUUCUCGGAAUGCAGUGGGUCCUGGGAGCAUCAAUAAUCAAAAGCGCAAGCCAGAGGUCAUGCUGCCUGUCUUCACGAGGCCUGGGAUCUACCCGGAUCCUCACAGUCCUUUUGCCGUGUCCCCUCUUCCAGGACGCGGUGGGGUCUUAAAUGUCCCAAUCUCGCCUGCCUUGUCUCUGACUCCGACCCUCUUCUCCUACAGCCCCUCACCAAGUCUCAGCCCCUUCACAGGUAGCAGCUGCUUCUCUUUCAACCCUGAGGAAAUGAAACACUACCUGCAUUCACAAGCCUGCUCAGUCUUCAACUACCACCUGAGCCCGCGGACUUUCCCCCGCUAUCCGGGGCUCAUGGUCCCACCACUACAAUGCCAGAUGCAUCCCGAAGAGCAGCCCCAGUUCCCGAUCAAGCUACAGCCUCCACCCGUGGGACGGAAGAACAGAGAGAGACUGGAAAGCACUGAAGAGGUGACUGCCCCCCAGCUAGCUCCUGCUUCACCCAGGGUUAAGGUUGAGCCCAUAGCGGACAAGGAGCUUGAGAGUGAAGAACCACCAGCCAAAGGGAAGGACAAAAGUGAGGAGGAGGAGGAGGAAGGGCCUGGCAUGGUGAUGCCAAACACCAGCCUGGAAGGAGAGAAGGGGGCUAUAUUUGCCAGGCCAGCUGUCCCAUCCUGGCCCUCAGCACCACCAGCACCUACCCGAAUAAACUUCCCCACCGAAGAAUCUCAGGGGCAAGGGGAAGGAGGUGGAGAGAAGCCAUCCAGAGAGCCGGUGGGAGACACCGGGGUGCAGGAAAAGAGAGAGGAUGCCCUGAUGCCACCAAAACUGCGUCUGAAACGUCGUUGGAAUGGUGACCGGCAGGCUGAAGCCCCUGAGGAGCACCAGAACGGGAAGCUGCACUGGAAUGGCGUACUGGGUGCCUCACACCUUGUCCCACCACCCAAGGCAGUGACAGCCACAGCUGCAUCGGACACCUAGAAACUAACUGGAAAGCGCUACAGUCCGUUUGUAUUAGAAUCCAUGUAUUUAUGUAGCAAAGUUGCAGAGGGGCGGGGGUGAGGGACUAGAAUGGUUUGAUAAUUCUAGGGACUAGGACUUUGGUUUUUUGUUUUGUUUUAAUUUGUUGAAUCGAAGGUGAGACUCUGCUUGUCCUGGUUAGGAGAGGGAGACGCUAACCUCUUCUGUGCCUGAAGUCGAGACCUUGCGCAAACUCCAGGAAGACCAAGCCACAGUCUCUCCAGUGAGGCUUAUGAACUCCAGACAUAAUUUACUUUAUAUUCUCUAGUAUUUAUAGAAGCAGGAAUCUGAAUAUAGUUUCUUUUUAUGGCGUCGGGUGCGGCAGUGGAAAAGAUUUCCUAAACAGUUCAAUCGGAGAUGCGAUUUUUUUAUUUUUUUUUUUUUUGUCGGCAUCACGAGCUGUCGCUCUUUUCAGCGGUUUGGCGGACAGGAAUGUUGCACUGUCUUUAAAUUGAAACGGAGAUUGCAGAAAGACAAACACAAAAAACCAAAACAGCUUGGCAUCAGUAGGAGGAAGCUGCUGAAAACUCAGCAGUCAGUGGUUUUUGAGUCAAGCUGUAUUUCUGACAAACAACUCUCAUUAAGACUUGAAGACGCAAUGGUUGUUCUUUCAGCCUUCUUAAAAUAUUGAAAAAGCCAUGAGCAAUUGUCAAAUCUUUCAGGGAAGGGAGUAGUGGAGUGGGAAAUAUAACCUAAUGCCUUUAAUAGAAUGCAUUAAAAUAUACCCUAGGUUUUUUCUUCUUUCUAAUAGUAUGGGUGGGGUGGGAAAGUGAUUGGAAGAUUAACCCUCUAAUUUGAUUGUGGUGAGUUCAUGGAAAAGGAAUGAGAGCUUUGUUAAAUCUACUCCCUUUAUUGUUUGGUUCCCCUAUCACUUUGAGUCAUGCCUUAAGUACAUAGAUACACUUUAUGUGAUCAGGGUCUGUUGACAGAAGAAGCUUGUAUAACAGUUGGAUCAUCUUGACCGAGGUUGGGUUUCCAUUUGGUAUUGGGGGUCUGUCUCACUUUUAAUACCAUUGGGAGGAAAACGUUGUUUAGACUGACUGCGAUGGGUGCGGAUAUAAAGGAUUGCGUGGAGGGACAGGAACACGGCAGGGUGACAUUGAAGACAGUGUUCCAGUGGGGACAAGAGAGAUUCAGAAGUGAAUUUUAGAGGGCAUGCUGGUACGGUAGAGCAGUUUGGUGAGUGGUGGUGGCUACUCAGACCUUGGUUUAUAAAUCUUGCCACAUUAUUUGCGAUAAACCUUCUGGUUCCCUGGAUAGCUAUGUUUCUCAUUAGACUAAUUGGCCUGGGCUUUGGAUUACACCAAGGAAUGUGAUUCUUUCCUGUUGCAUUGGGACUAAUUUCUAAUGAUUCCUUGAAAGGCACUUGAAUGAUUGAUCUCGGCAGGGAUAAAGUCGUAUCUAUAGUGUUCUCGUUUAUUCAUGCAAGUCUAGGAAAGCGGUUUUGAGCAGGCUAGCUACUUUACUAGAGAACUUCGUAUGUGUGAGCAGAGUAUUACUUGCAUACGCUAUUAUGCAACUAUAAAUCUGGUCUACAUGGUUAAGAGGGAAAUUUGCCUGCUCAGCUUGGAGCCAGUGAGUUGAAAACCUGACCAUAAGGCCCUGCUUAAGCAGAAUGGUGUACAUAGUACAAGGAGCAUUCAGAGACGAACUGCUCUGUUUGGUAACUACUGCCUGAGAGGCACUGGCAGAAACGUUUGUAAAUCAAGGGGCGGAGAAGGGGUUGUGAUCUCUUUACUGGGGCAGCUCUGCUUAGUUGCGGCAUCUAUGCCGUGAGGCAGUUCCCCCUUUGCUCCCAGCUGCCCAAUCUGUGCACGCUGCAUUAGAACCCACGGACUUCCUAGCUCCCAGUUCUUGGCCGUAAAUCAUUCCCCCACAGGGUUGCCUUUUCAGCAUCUAGAUUUACCUCCAAAUUUGGAAGUGAGCAUGGGUGAGGGGGAAGGGAAAGGCAUCCCUGUCUUUCGGAACAUCCCUUUCCGGAAGAGCGGGCCAGCAGAUGUCAGUAUGAACUCAGGAAUAGAAACUCGAGGCCUUUCGAAUCAGUAAUGCAUAUCUUCAGCCCCAUCAUACCCAAGUGCCAGAAUCAAGGGAUGCUGCUCCCAUUUGAGGGGGAAUAAAAUCACCCGUUUUGUGCUUCUUUUUCCAAAUGAAAGUUAAAACUACAUUUAAAAUGUUAUUUGGCUUUAAAAGUUUGCAAUCGGUUUGGGUUGGGGGUGGGAGGGUCGAUUGUCAUUGCACUGCAAACUGGGAUCUCCAAGUUCAGGGAUAAAGGACUCAGGUUCUCAGGACAAUGGACCAGUGAACGCCGGGUACAUCGGUGUUGGGGUGAUGUGUUCAGCUUUGGAGAAGGGGGCGGCAAAGCCCAUUAGGCAGCGUUCCUCUGUUCCCCAGCUGGCUCAGGAAGACACCUCUUGCAAAGGUGUUCCUCCUGACCACACUUAACAUUGCCAGCAGCUUAAAGGAGGAAGCUUAUAAAUACAUUUUAAAUAAAAUAUAUAUAUAUAUUCCAGUGUGCCAAAUAUUUAAACUUUUAAAGUUUAAAUGGUUGAAAUCUCAGCGUCCACCUGUAUUAACUAAUCAAGAGCAUGUUAAUGUUUUAAACCAUUUUCGCUUUGUUUAGCCAUAGAGAGUCUGUAGGAAAGGAACUUUAAUGAGACAACCAGCUGUAAUCUGAGGUUUGAAGGGAGAGAAUUAUCAGGGCAAAGCAUGGGGUUGGGAAUGUUAGUCGAGCAUCUCCCCUUGGUGUUGCAAAAUUGUCAGGCCCUGGGGGUCAGUCUGCUCAGUAAUGAAAAUUAUUCCUUGCAUCCCCCAGGGAAGGGCGAGUUGGGUUUUGCAAGGCUAUACUAGCUGGGGAUGGUAUUUGGCUAAUACUGCCCUGCUCCACAUAGGGAAUUUAACCUCUCUACAGUACUGUGUGGGUGAUGAGAAAGGAAUGGCCUCCUCUUGAAGCAUUAAAACCCUAGUGACAAGCUGUCACUGUCUUUGCCUACAAGACAGGUUAAAUCCAUUGCUUGGUUGUCUUAUUUUUUUAUUUAUUCUAUAAUUAUGUGUUUAUUUUUUAAAGUAACUUUUUUUUUCCUCUUACGGUUCCUGGUGGGUUUUAAAAAGGAUUUCUUCUCUUGGUUUGAAAUAUUUUUAAUCAGAUUGUUUUAAAAAAAAAAACUGUUAAAUUUUAGUGUGUUUUUAAGGAGAAAAAGUAUUUACUGAUAGAAAGUUUUUUAAAAAAAAAAUAAAUUCACUUUUCGUGAGGCAUGUUCUUUGACUUUAUUAGAGUUGAUUCAGCAGGGAUUAAUAUGGAUGCAUACACUCUGUUAGCUUGAGCUAUCUGUCCACUGAAAGCAGAAUUAAGUGUGUGUAUAUGUACAUAAAAAUGUAAAGUAGUCUUUAAAUACUCCAUUGUGCAGUGCCUUUAGCUGGCCUACUUUCUAUAAAGUCUUCAAAAAAGUUUGCAUAUAUAUAUUAUAUAUAUAUGAUGUAAUGUUAUAGAAAUAUAUGUAUAAUAUACAUAUUUUUUCCAGGGGUAUCUGAUAGCUCUGUAUUUUGUUAUGGAAGUUGAAAGAAAAAAAAAGUAUUUUACCUCAAAUUAAAAAGUUAAAUAAACCUUUUAAAUAAGU
Messenger RNA from Gopherus flavomarginatus (Mexican gopher tortoise), 5392 nucleotides. It is a transcript of the gene ETV3, whose product is annotated as ETS variant transcription factor 3. Gene Ontology annotation, biological process: regulation of transcription by RNA polymerase II; cell differentiation. The record is from RefSeq and is a predicted model, not a curated record. Gene Ontology annotation, cellular component: nucleus. The transcript is spliced from 5 exons. Lineage: Eukaryota; Metazoa; Chordata; Testudines; Testudinidae. The coding region runs from base 138 to 1739 and encodes 533 amino acids. Gene Ontology annotation, molecular function: DNA-binding transcription factor activity, RNA polymerase II-specific; sequence-specific DNA binding.